AUGUCGGAUGAAAGAAUAGAUAGGGGAAUAAAGGGAAUACGCUUAACUGAUACCCAAGGGAAUCCAGGCCCUAUUGAAGUACUGUUAGGGGCAGACGUUGCAGGGAAGUUAUUUACUGGCAAACGAGAAGAACUAAGAACAGGUUUAGUGGCUAUAGAAACAAAAUUGGGUUGGACUUUGAUGGGUAAAGUACCUCAAUCCGAACAUCAGCACAAUGUAAAUAUGACUAUAGUUUCUAUGUUAUCUCAAGAAGACCUGCCUAUUUCAUCGUUGUGGGACUUAGAAUUAUUGGGUAUCCGAGAUCCUGUUGAACAAAAAACUAAAGAAGAGUCAAGAAGAGCUAUUAUGGUUCAUUUCCAAGAAACAGUUCGUCAAUUAGAAAAUGGUAGAUACGAGGUUGAUAUGCCUUGGAAGAUUGAGCAUGCAGUCUUACCUGACAAUUAUGACCUAUCUUUGAAAAGACUCGAAUCUACUACGAAGAAGUUGGAAAAAAAAAUCGGAUAUCGUGAAAGGUAUCAUGAAGUCUUUAAUGAAUGGCUGCAGGAAGGAGUGAUUGAAGAAGUUCCCCAAAAGGAGUUGUCUUUACCCGUUGUUCAUUACCUCCCACAUCGUCCAGUCAUUAAGGAAACGUCCUCACUAUCUUCCAUGAAAAUUAGACCCGUUUUUGAUGCUUCGGCAAAGCUUUCUAAUCAGCCAUCUCUAAAUGAUUGCUUAGAGACUGGAAUUAAUUUGAUUGAUUGA
Stegodyphus dumicola is the source of this 741-nucleotide messenger RNA. RefSeq lists its product as uncharacterized. The record is from RefSeq and is a predicted model, not a curated record. Lineage: Eukaryota; Metazoa; Arthropoda; Arachnida; Araneae; Eresidae.